This is a messenger RNA of Papilio machaon (common yellow swallowtail), 639 nucleotides long. Its product is annotated as huntingtin-interacting protein K. The coding region runs from base 190 to 552 and encodes 120 amino acids. The record is from RefSeq and is a predicted model, not a curated record. The transcript is spliced from 3 exons. Gene Ontology annotation, biological process: protein stabilization; negative regulation of apoptotic process. NCBI's taxonomy places the organism in Eukaryota, Metazoa, Arthropoda, Insecta, Lepidoptera, Papilionidae.
UUGGCGAGUUUGACAAAUGUCAAAUUACUUUGAGAGCUAAACUGCGAUCGCGUUUUUAAUACAGAAACGUUUUUAAAUAAUGAGAUUAUAAGUUUUGUAUCGAAACUCUCUAUUUUAAACAACGUCUGUUCUAUUUCAUGAAUUUUAGAACUGUUAUUUAAACGUAGAACAAUCGUGAAUCUUGUGAAAAUGGCUGACGAAGAAAUUAAUGGAGACACUGACGAAAUUCAGCAUGAUAAAGAUAAAACCCAGAAGAAAACUGCUAAGCACGAUAGUGGAGUAGCUGAUUUGGAAAAAGUAACAGACUAUGCAGAAGAAAAAGAAAUAUCCUCUCAAGAUAUAUCUGGAGCACUUUCAUUAAUUGGUGACAGAAGAAAUAAAGAGGCGGCUGAAAGAUUAGAAAAAGAAAAUGAGCUUCAAAAAGUUUCUGUCAAAAAAGAUGAUAUAGAAUUAAUCGUCAAGGAAAUGGAAAUCUCUAGAAUUUUAGCUGAAAGAACCUUACGUGAACAUAGAGGUGAUGUGGUGGCGGCAUUAACAACACUUACCAACUAACAAUGUGAUAAGAUUAAUAUAUUUUAUUCACAAACCAAACUUUAACAUAGUUACACUUAUGUAACAUUUUCAAAUAGAAUUUUGUAU